UUCAGGAAGCAAUGCAACAUGGCUACUACCAAACGAGUGCUUUAUGUUGGUGGUCUAGCGGAGGAGGUGGAUGAAAAAAUUCUGCAUGCUGCUUUUAUUCCAUUUGGAGACAUAACAGAUAUUCAGAUACCGCUGGACUAUGAGACUGAAAAACACAGAGGAUUUGCUUUUGUAGAAUUUGAGCUUCCUGAGGAUGCGGCAGCAGCUAUUGAUAACAUGAAUGAGUCAGAAUUAUUUGGAAGAACUAUCAGAGUAAAUCUGGCUAAACCCCUAAGGUUAAAAGAAGGUUCUUCAAAAGCCGUUUGGUCAGAUGAUGACUGGCUGAAGAAAUUUUCUGGGAAAACUUUGGAAGAGACUGAAAAUGUUGAAGGGACAGAAGCACCAAAAUCCGCAGCACAGGAGGGAGAACCACCCCCCAAAAAAAUAAGGGCAAAUCCUCAGGUCUAUAUGGACAUCAAGAUUGGGAAUAAGCCUGCUGGUCGUAUACGAUUUUUGCUACGGGCAGAUAUUGUACCAAUGACUGUAGAGAACUUCCGCUGUCUUUGCACCCAUGAAAAGGGCUUUGGCUACAAGGGCAGCAGCUUCCACAGAGUAAUCCCACAGUUUAUGUGCCAGGCUGGAGACUUUACCAAUCACAAUGGCACAGGGGGGAAGUCUAUCUAUGGAAGGAAGUUUGAUGAUGAAAACUUCAUCUUAAAACACACAGGACCAGGUUUGUUGUCCAUGGCAAACUCUGGAACCAACACUAAUGGAUCACAGUUUUUCAUCACCUGUGAUAAGACAGACUGGCUGGAUGGAAAACAUGUGGUGUUCGGAGAGGUGAUGGAAGGGAUUGAUGUUGUUCGGGCAAUAGAGGCUGUAGGUGGCAAGGAUGGAAAAGCGAAGCAGAAAGUUAUCAUCUCUGAUUGUGGGGAAUAUGUAUAAAGAUGCUUUUUACCCAUGUAGUAAUGUGCUUGUGCUGAAGAUGAAUGCUGGAUUGGAUGAACUGGCACAAUGCUUUUUCAUUUCAUUCAAUGGACACUUUUUUUUUUUUUUUUUCUUCUCCUUUUUAAUAUAUUUUUCAUAAUUAAAUAAGUUUUUUUUUUCUAA
This is a messenger RNA of Bombina bombina (fire-bellied toad), 1089 nucleotides long. RefSeq names its product peptidylprolyl isomerase E (gene PPIE). NCBI's taxonomy places the organism in Eukaryota, Metazoa, Chordata, Amphibia, Anura, Bombinatoridae. The record is from RefSeq and is a predicted model, not a curated record. The transcript has 10 exons. The coding region runs from base 19 to 924 and encodes 301 amino acids. Gene Ontology annotation, biological process: protein peptidyl-prolyl isomerization; protein folding. Gene Ontology annotation, cellular component: intracellular membrane-bounded organelle. Gene Ontology annotation, molecular function: peptidyl-prolyl cis-trans isomerase activity; RNA binding.